Messenger RNA from Aspergillus heteromorphus CBS 117.55, 2740 nucleotides. RefSeq names its product long-chain fatty acid-CoA ligase FAA1 (gene faa4). Gene Ontology annotation, cellular component: endoplasmic reticulum; plasma membrane; lipid droplet. Gene Ontology annotation, molecular function: long-chain fatty acid-CoA ligase activity. The record is from RefSeq and is a predicted model, not a curated record. The transcript is spliced from 6 exons. Lineage: Eukaryota; Fungi; Ascomycota; Eurotiomycetes; Eurotiales; Aspergillaceae. Bases 233 to 2344 code for a protein of 703 amino acids. Gene Ontology annotation, biological process: long-chain fatty acid metabolic process; long-chain fatty-acyl-CoA metabolic process.
CCCCCCCUUCCCUUUACAAUCCACCGUUCCUCCCAUUCCUCUCCCCGCAACCUUUUCUCCCCUGGGUUCCUCUUUUCCUCUCCCGUCCACUCCACUUCCCCAACGUCUCCCCAGUGUGGCGUCGGUCAAGCGUGGUUCUGCACCGCCUACUCCCUUCUUCCUCGGUACACCUGUACUCUUUGCAGAUACUUUUCCGGCCCCCUCCGCCUAGACAUCCGCCCCCCCUGUCAAGAUGCCUAUGUCCAAGAAGGAACUCCAGGAGCUGCGCAUCCAGCCGCGCAUGUACAAGAAGCCCCCGUUCUCCGUCGAGGUGCCUGGAAUCGAGCCCGUCGAAGGCGAGACCAUCCCUCGUCGACUGCCCGCCGCCAAAGACGGCCUCAUCCUCCGGCCCGCCGAGGAUGUCGGCACCACCUACGAUGUCUUCCGUCGCUCCGCGCGCGUGUACGGCAACGCGAAGGCUGUCGGCACCCGCCGCCUGGUCAAGACGCACGUCGAGAACAAGAAGAUCAAGAAGGUCGUCGAUGGCGUCGAGAAGGAGGUCGACAAGCAGUGGACCUACUUCGAGAUGAGCGGCUACUCCUACAUGAGCUUCGUCGAGUAUGAGAAGUUUGCCCUGGAACUCGGCUGUGGGUUGCGGAAAAUUGGCAUGGAGAAGCCUGAUAAGAUUCACCUUUACGGCGCGACUAGUGCGAAUUGGCUGGCCAUGUCACACGCUGCCGCAUCCCAGUCCCUGACCAUCGUUACCGCGUAUGACACUCUGGGUGAGGAGGGCUUGAAGCACUCCUUGGUCCAGACCUCUAGUCUCGCCAUCUUCUGCGACCCUAUCCUCAUCCCCUCCGUCGCCCACGUGCUGAAGGAUGUCAAGUCCAUCAAGCAUGUCAUCUACAACACUGACCAGGAGCCUAAGAAGGAGGACCUGGAGCGCCUCAAGGCCGAUUACGACCACCUGAACAUUAUGAGCCUCGAGGAAGUGCGCAAGCUCGGCGAGGAGAACAUGGUGGACCCUGUUCCUCCGGCUCCUGAGGAGCUGUGCUGUAUCAUGUACACUUCCGGUUCUACCGGUCCCCCGAAGGGUGUCUCUCUGACGCACGCGAACGUGAUUGCCGCAACUGCCGGUAUCCACGAGAUCGUUGGCCCCUACAUUGGCCCCUCGGAUGCUCUUCUCACCUACCUCCCGCAAGCGCACAUCCUGGAAUUCAUGUUCGAGAACCUCUGCCUCUUCUGGGGCGGCACCAUGGGUUACGGGAACCCCCGCACUCUGUCGGACUCCUCCAUGCGCAACUGCAAGGGCGAUAUCCGCGAGUUCAAGCCUACGAUCCUCGUCGGUGUGCCGGCGGUUUGGGAGUCGGUGAAGAAGGGUGUUCUCAACAACCUGAACAAGAACAACUUCCUGGUCAAGAGCAUGUUCUGGGGCGCCAUGUCCGCCAAGCACUUCCUCAUGACUUCCGGCUUCCCCGGUGCCGAUAUGGGCGCCGGGCUCCUGGAUGCCAUCGUCUUCCGCAAGCUCAAGGAAGCCACCGGCGGCCGGCUGCGCAUCAUGAUGAACGGUGGUGGUCCGGUCUCCAAGGACACGCAGAAGUUCCUGUCCAUGGCCAUUGCGCCCAUGAUCAGCGGCUACGGUCUGACCGAAACAUCCGCCAUGGGCGCUCUCAACGACCCGAUGGCCUGGAACCCCGACGCGCUCGGUGAAAUCCCCGCCUCGAUCGAGGUCAAGCUGGUCGACUUCCCGGAUGCGGGCUACCUGACCAAGAACAACCCCCCGCAGGGUGAGAUCUACAUCCGCGGUGGCAGUGUCAGCAGCAGCUACUGGGAGAACGAGGAGGAGACCAAGGGCGCCUACGCCGAGGACGGCUGGUUCAUGACGGGCGAUAUCGGUGAGUUCGACAAGAACGGCCACCUGAAGAUCAUCGACCGCAAGAAGAACCUGGUCAAGACCCUCAACGGCGAGUACAUCGCCCUGGAGAAGCUGGAGUCCGUCUACCGCUCCUCUCCCGUCGUCGGUAACAUCUGCGUCUACGCUGCCCAGGACCAGGACAAGCCCGUCGCCAUCAUCGUCCCCGUCGAAGCCGCCCUGAAGAGCUUGGCCCACGACAACGGUCUUGAGGGUGACUCCCUGGAGACCCUCGUCCACAACGAGAAGCUGCAGGGCAUUGUCCUCAAGCAGCUCCAGGCUGCCGGUAAGGCCGGUGGUCUGAAGGGUAUCGAGAUCAUCAACGGAGUCGUCCUCUCCGACGAGGAGUGGACUCCCCAGAACGGCUACAUGACCGCCGCUCAGAAGCUCCAACGGAAGAAGAUCCUCGGACGGUUCCAAAAGGACAUCGACCGUGCCUAUGGCAAGAAGUAAAUCUAAUCCGACAACCCCAGUAUCAACCCCCGACCUCAAGUCCAGCGAAGCUCCUCACUUCCUCUUCGAGCGAAACCCUCCCGGAUAUUCCCCCCAUGUUUAAUAUAGUAUCAAUAUCCAUGUAUUUCAUUUCCUUCUCUUCUUCUUAUCUUGGUCCGAUUUGCAUUAUUAUGUUAUGCAUAACGCUCUGUCUCUCUCUCUCUCUCGUGCGCGCGCGCGUGUCUUAAUUAAUUGGACUUCUCUUCUUCUUCUUUUCCUCUUCUUAUUCCUAUGUCUCAUGCCUUCAUGCUCAUGCCUCGGCUCAGUUUGUAUCAUGAAUAAACUAUCUAUCUAACUUACCAACCUAACUAACUAACCGACCCAACUUAACUGCCAAAGUUAAUCAAAUUAUGUUAU